AUGGGCCUUAAUCACCACUACCGCUCGGUCUCAGCAAACGAUGAAUCCUUUCCCCUCGCGGAGAAGGAGGGGCCGGUGAAAUCGGGAUGGGGCAAGCAGUCAAUCCUGCUUUCGCUUGCGACGGGGACACUCUUUGUUGCCGUGAUUGCAGCUGUGCUGGCUACAAUCUCAUCUGCCGUGGUCUCGUAUAAGUCCGGGACCACUCCGGCCGCCACUGCCACCGCCGGUGCCGAUGCCGUCCUAGCCACGUCCACGAAGACAUCGACCAGUGCACUCCCAACCGUUGUCUUGGAUGGUACCAAUACCGGUACGGAGACCGAUGCGAUCCCCUCUGCCGACACAAUCCAAAACUGUGGAUAUUCAGCAGAUGAAGCUCGCGCGAAAGGUUGUGUCUUUGACGUGAUGAUGCAACUCUGGACGCCCGCAGCUUGCUUCGACGAAGUUCUCUCAAACCGCUUCCUGGAUGUGGGUAACUGGACGUGGUAUGUUGAUUCCUCAGCGACAACAAGUUAUACCUUGGAAGAGAUGAGAAAGGGCGAACACGAUGCGGUUUACGUGGCUCAAGACUACCACGUAACCCACUGUAUCUACGCCUGGGAGAAACUGGUUCGUGCCAUGAGAAAUCAAGAACCUCUUAUUAUGGAGUUGAUUUCCUACGACCACGUCAUCCAUUGUCGACACAAGACACUCCAGCGAGCUGAUGGCGGUUCUACGAUCCGCGGUGUCCGUGCCCCGACUGGUUAUACGCAAUGUGCCCCUUACGACACCUGGAAGUAUCAUCUUCCUGCCAACGAGCACUCCUCUACCGACUAA
This is a messenger RNA of Capronia epimyces CBS 606.96, 813 nucleotides long. RefSeq lists its product as uncharacterized. NCBI's taxonomy places the organism in Eukaryota, Fungi, Ascomycota, Eurotiomycetes, Chaetothyriales, Herpotrichiellaceae. The transcript has a single exon. Bases 1 to 813 code for a protein of 270 amino acids. The record is from RefSeq and is a predicted model, not a curated record.